AGUACGGCGUUGAAUUGCAGACGUCGGGGGAAAUUUAGAUACUGUAACUACGGAUAACUAACGGUACUACAUCAUCACCUCCACCGAUGUGGGGUAACUGCUGGCCUGACUCACUAAAUCUAGUAGUCUAGUUAGUUAUGCGGUCCCUAAACUACGUUCAGCGUGUUAGUCUGGAUUUCACAGGGACUCUGUUUCCACAUGCAAUAUGUCUCGGAGAUGCAGACAAUGACUCGUUGAACGAGCUGAUCGUGGGCGACACCAGUGGAAAGCUGUACGUGUAUAAAAAUGACGACUCCAAACCCCGGAUCACUAGGACCUGUGUGGGGAUGCUGACAUGUGUUGCCGUUGGGGAUGUCUGCAACAAAGGAAAGAACUUUGUGGUAGCUGUGGGUGCAGAGGGAUGGUUUCACCUCUUUGACCUGACAGGGGCUGCUAUUGGCAAACCAGAUUCAUCUAGCCAACAUGAAGCCCAGUUCCCUGAUGACCAGAGGCCCUUCUUCACCCAGCACAUUCCUGCCAACACCAAAGUAAUCCUCAUUAGUGAUAUUGAUGGUGAUGGUCGCAGCGAGCUAGUGGUGGGUUACACAGAUCGUGUGGUGCGAGCGUUUCGAUGGGAGGAGCCGUCCGAGUCUUCAGACGUGGGAUCCGGACAGCUGGUGCUGCUCAAGAAGUGGCUUCUGGAGGGACAGGUGGACAGUCUGUCAGUGAACCCAAGUCCAGAGGGAUUACCAGAGCUUAUAGUGUCCCAGCCAGGCUGUGGCUAUGCCAUCUUGCUGUGUUCCUGGACACAACAUGGGGCCACCGGAGCUGCUUCUGGGGAAGAGGCCCCUGCCACACCUGGGGGUGAGGGGCCUUCCAGAGAUGUAAUUCUCCACCUUACCACUGGGCGGAUACAUAACAAAAACGUGUCUACUCACCUAAUAGGAAGCAUAAGCAGAGGGUCAAAAGAGGAAUCUUCCAGAUGUGGACUCUUUGCUCUCUGCACUCUGGAUGGAACCCUGAAGCUGAUGGACAGUUCGGAGCAGCUGCUGUGGUCGGUGCAGGUUGAUCAUCAGCUCUUUGCCUUGCAGAAGCUGGACGUGACUGGGGACGGCAGGGAGGAGGUCGUGGCGUGCGCCUGGGAUGGCCAGACCUACAUCAUCGACCACAACCGCAUGGUGGUCCGCUUCCAGUUCGAUGAGAAUGUGAAUGCCUUCUGUGCAGGGCAGUACACCUGUAAGGAGGGCAAGAACAGCCCAUGCUUGGUGUAUGUCAGCUUUAACCACAAGAUCUAUGUCUACUGGAGGGUGAAGCUGGAGCGCAUGGAGCCUACCAACCUGCUGCGGAUCCUGGAGGAGAAACCAGAGUUCAGAGACCGGUUGAAACAGCUGGGAGUGGAUGCUGAGGACACGGCGGCAGUAAGAGAGCUGGUGACAGAUUUGCUCUACAAGGACGCACAGAUGAAGCGCCGCGAUGCACAUUAACGGAUGCUGUCUUCAGGUUCCUGCCGACAGUCAGACAUGCUUGUGCCCACUAAUUCCCUGUCAGCACUUCUUCAUAAAAGACCAAAUCAGCAAAGUCGACGUGUCGGACUGAACUUACAUCAGCGAAACGGCGCAGGAGAGAAAAUAUACAAAGAAAGCCGAUCUCCUGAACUAAUGGGACGAUGCUUCAACAAAAAUAGAAGAGCACCUUGGCACGAAACGCAGCCCGAACCUAGUGAUUACUGCUCCUGAAGGAGACGAGGGAAGGCAGCCGGGGUCGGCUCUUGGCAGCUUCUUGCGACCGGAGCUCGGGUGGAGGAGCUGUUGAGAUUGGUACAGUUGACGAAACCGACUCCUAAUUUUCCCAUGUGAAACUCCAGCCAUAUCAAAACAUAAGAGCCCCACUCGGCACACACACACGUGCAAGCAAACACACACACACACACACACGUGCACGCACGCGGCCAUGCACACAGACUCGCAUACACACGGUCUCAUCACACGCACACACGCCAUCA
Messenger RNA from Lampris incognitus (smalleye Pacific opah), 1981 nucleotides. RefSeq names its product integrin alpha FG-GAP repeat containing 2 (gene itfg2). Bases 138 to 1463 code for a protein of 441 amino acids. The record is from RefSeq and is a predicted model, not a curated record. Gene Ontology annotation, cellular component: KICSTOR complex. NCBI's taxonomy places the organism in Eukaryota, Metazoa, Chordata, Actinopteri, Lampriformes, Lampridae. Gene Ontology annotation, molecular function: protein binding. The transcript is spliced from 13 exons. Gene Ontology annotation, biological process: regulation of TOR signaling.